Molecule: messenger RNA, 408 nt
Organism: Impatiens glandulifera
Lineage: Eukaryota; Viridiplantae; Streptophyta; Magnoliopsida; Ericales; Balsaminaceae
Exons: 2
Coding region: 1-408 (135 amino acids)
Source: RefSeq, a predicted model, not a curated record
AUGGAAGACAAUUCAUCAUGCAAGGUUGUGGAUAUAGGAACAAGAAAAAUCAAGAUGUUUGAUGGAGCUGUUCGAACACUUGAUGAUGUGAGACUUGUUCUUAAUUUGAAGAGAAGUCUUAUUUCUCUUAGUACCCUCGAUUCAAAGGUUACAAUUGUAGGCGAUAUUGUUGUAAUUACCUCCUCGUUAUCUGAUGAUGAUGUCACAAAAUUGUGGCAUAUGCUACUUGGUCAUAUGAGUGAGAAUGGAAUGACAGAUUUGAGCAAGCAAGGACUUCUUGAUGGGAAGAGUAUUAAUGAAUUGAAGUUUUAUGAGAAUUGCAUUCUCAAUAAGCAUAAAAGAGUUAUGUUCUCUAAAGUAAUCUACGACACUAAAGGAACACUGGAUUAUAUUCACUCUGAUCUCUAG